GAAGUAUUAAAGGUGGACUCACCCACACACAAAUUUACAACUUAGACCUACCGCCUGGGAAACGAGGCUGAUAAAACUAAACGACACUUGCAUACGAUUAUGCCUCUCUCCGUUGUUAGUUGUGAAGAAAUGAAUAUGAUGUGCAGCAGCAGAAUCCACCUCUCUCUAUUUCUAUUCACGACCUCCUUUUUCUCAGUUCACACAACAGAUACUAUCGAUACUUCCCACACAUUAAGCGAUAACCGUGAUGACACUCUCAUCUCAUCCAACGGAGACUUUGCGUUGGGGUUUUUCAGCCAAGGGAGCUCCAAGAAUCGGUACGCCGGCAUAUGGUACAACAACAUUAAAGACAAGACUGUGGUGUGGAUCGCCAACAGAGACCAUCCACUCACGGAUCGAUCAGGUACGCUUAGACUCAUUGAAUCAGGUGGCCGCCUGCUUCUUCUCAACGCUACCAAUGCUACUAUUUGGUCUGCUAAUGUAUCAAGCAGCAGCUUGCACACUCCUCUCGCACGUUUACUCGACACCGGAAACCUCAUUGUCACAGAUGCUAACGAUGACAAGAAUUUCAUAAGGCAGAGCUUCGACUACCCAACCGACACUCUAUUGGCAGGGAUGAAGCUUGGUAAGAACUUGGUGACUGGCCGUGAAGUCUACAUCUCGUCGGCAAAGAGCAACGAUGAUCUGGCAACAGGAGGUUUCACGUAUCGCUGUGACCCUACUGGUUAUCCACAGAUGGUGAUCAAAGAAGGCGCCUCCAUCCGGUAUAAAUCAGGGCCGUGGAAUGGUUUCUGGUUCAGCGGCAGUAAGGUGUUGUCGAAAAGCUCCAUUUUCUCGUUUGGAUUGGUGAUGAACAGGAAUGAGGUGUACUAUUACUACCGCCUCCUCAACGAUUCCGUGUAUACGAGGUUGACGCUCAACGGAAGUGGUUUUGUACAAAGAUGGGUGUGGUUUAAUCAAACCCAGAACUGGAUGCUUUAUCUUUCUUUUCCACUACGUAACUGUGAUACGUAUAACGUGUGUGGUGCAUAUGGUAUUUGUGGUAAUACAACCAAUUGCUCAUGUUUGAAUAAAUUCGAGCCGACUGAUCCUGGAGGUUGGGAUAGAGGUGAUUUUUCCAGUGGAUGCAUUCGAAGAACCCCCUUCAACUGCCAAGAUGGCAAUGUUUUUCUCAAGUACUCCGGAAUCAAAUUACCAGACACGGAGCGUUCCUGGUAUAACGCGAGUAUGAGUCUUGAAGAAUGCAAGGUGGCAUGCUCCACAGAUUGCUCUUGUACAGCCUAUGCAAGUCCCAAUAUAAACAACGGCGAAAGGGAAUGUCUACUCUGGUUCGGUGACCUUGUCGAUGUGAGAGAGAUGUCUCCUGGACAAGAUAUCUACAUUAGGAUGGCUAAAUCUGGAUUAGACUCGGGAAGUAGGAAACGAGAAAUACUUAUUGUUACAUUGUCACUGGUGAUCGGGAUUCUGAUACUAGGCCUAAGCCUGUUGCUGUUUUACCAGAAACGAAAGCAGCAAGAAAAAGGCAGGCUGAGGCAUUCUUUUGAAAAUCAUGAGGAGCUAGAGCUACCAAUGUUUGAACUAUCCACAAUAAUUAAAGCUACUGAUGGAUUUUCAAUCCACAAUAAGCUUGGAGAGGGUGGAUUUGGACCUGUUUUUAAGGGACUGCUAGGGGGACAGGAAAUUGCCGUGAAACGACUGUCAACAACUUCACAGCAAGGAGUGGAUGAAUUCAAGAAUGAAGUAAUCUGUAUAGGAAAACUUCAGCAUCGAAAUCUAGUGAAGCUCCUUGGAUAUUGCAUUCAAGGAAUAGAAAUCAUGCUUGUUUAUGAAUACAUGAGAAACAAAAGUCUCGAUUUCAUACUUUUCGAUCAAGUGAAGGGAACGAUACUAGACUGGCCGAGGCGCUUCAACAUUAUUAAUGGUAUAGCUCGGGGUCUUAUGUACCUCCACCAAGACUCCCGUCUCAGAAUUAUCCACAGAGACCUCAAAGCCAGCAAUAUAUUACUAGAUUCAGACAUGAUUCCCAAAAUAUCAGACUUCGGUCUUGCAAGAACAUGUGGAGGCAACGAAACUGGAGCCAAAACAAGUCGAGUAGUAGGAACAUAUGGCUACAUGUCCCCGGAGUACGCUGUAGACGGCAUAUUCUCAGUGAAAUCAGAUGUCUUCAGCUUUGGUGUUCUGGUGCUUGAAAUCAUAAGUGGCAAGAGAAACAGAGGCUUUUCUAUGGUAGAUCACUCCCACAACCUUCUUGGGCAUGCAUGGAUGCUUUACAAAGAAGAAAGGUCACUGGAAUUAGUAGAUUCUUGUGUGGAAUAUUCAAGUUACUUAUCCCAAGUUGCAAGAUCAAUCCAUGUGGGCCUUUUGUGCGUGCAAGAACAGACAGAAGAGCGGCCAAACAUGUCUUCAGUGGUGCUGAUGCUCAACAAUGAUGGAAUGCUGCCUGAAGCCAAACAUCCUGGUUUCUUCACAGCAAGAGAUAUUAUACGAACUGAAACUUCGAAUAACUCGAAUACUGCAAGUUCCAAUAAUACAAUGACCAUUUCGCUGCUAGAGGCUCGUUAAAGAAAUACAAAAGUAAAUAUAACAGACUAGUUUAGUAUACUUACAGAUUGUGUAUACUUCCUUAUAAAUGAGUAAUUCUGCUGACAAUUUUUAGUGGACACCCUGUUGUAGAAGUUGUGAGUUGAAAGAGAAACAGAGGAUUUUCUUGCAAGAAAGGGUUAAUAUGUUCUUGCUCUGACGUUGUUCCAAGAAGUUAAUUAUGAAAAUAUAUUUGAGGUGAA
This is a messenger RNA of Salvia miltiorrhiza (redroot sage), 2783 nucleotides long. Its product is annotated as G-type lectin S-receptor-like serine/threonine-protein kinase At4g27290. Lineage: Eukaryota; Viridiplantae; Streptophyta; Magnoliopsida; Lamiales; Lamiaceae. The record is from RefSeq and is a predicted model, not a curated record. Gene Ontology annotation, biological process: recognition of pollen; protein phosphorylation. Gene Ontology annotation, molecular function: protein serine/threonine kinase activity; ATP binding. The transcript is spliced from 7 exons. The coding region runs from base 100 to 2562 and encodes 820 amino acids.